Molecule: messenger RNA, 3120 nt
Organism: Hydractinia symbiolongicarpus
Lineage: Eukaryota; Metazoa; Cnidaria; Hydrozoa; Anthoathecata; Hydractiniidae
Product: transmembrane protein 121B-like
Exons: 1
Coding region: 50-991 (313 amino acids)
Source: RefSeq, a predicted model, not a curated record
AUGUAUUAACUAUUAUAAUAAUUCUAGUGCAUUAAAAAAGUAAACAGAAAUGGGUUUUGCAAUGGAACUACUUUUAAAGGUUUUUUGUGUGGGAAUGUUGUUCUUUCAAGGCACCAUUAUGAAUUUGUAUUUAACGCGAUUACAUAACUAUUAUUGGUGGUUGUGGUAUGUUGCUGACAUUCUUGUUGUGUGUGCAUGGAGUGGAAGCUUGUAUGCAGCAUAUGUACGAAAGCGUAGUGAUGUCCCAGAUGGUAGAGACCCAACACAAGAACCAGAUGAGAUAAAAUAUUCCUACAUUGUUUGGAUAGUCUAUGCCCUCAUGCUUUGCCCUAGAGUUAUUCUUUUGUUCAAAAAAGAAGCUCGUCACUUGGAGGAAAAAGAUUUUCUUGGACCGAAUUUCCUUAAAGUUGGUGUGGCAUGUACACCACUUAUAUUUCUGUUGCUGGUCAACGGACACCAUAAUUCGAAACCGUUUUCCGCUCGAAAGUAUUUUAUUGCAUCGUUAGGUGGCACUAUAACGCUUGAUUUGUUCGAUAGCAUUGAUUUAUUAGAUUUUCUCUUUUUACCAGAUGAACGAAAAGUACCAGGUGCUGCUAUGGAUGCCACUUUAGCAUUCGCUUGCAUCAAUUUCUUUCUUCCAGCAUUGGCAUUAAGUGAGAUAAGAGUAAACAGGUUUAAUGGACUGUUACCAUCUCUGCCUUUUAAGUUGAUGUAUGAAGGUUGCUAUGCGUUUUUAGUCAACGUUCCCAACUUAGUUAUUCGUUCUGUUUUGUGGCACAAAUACGACAUGGAUGUUUCUAUUUUGAUCAUGAAGAAUGUUAUGUGCAUAGCCUUGGGUGGUAUGGAAAUUUACGAGUAUUUCUGUGGUGAGGAUCAUGCAGUAAAAUGUCCGUGUUGUAGUAAUUACUUUCAAAAGUCAUACAUCACUCAACACACGGAAACUUGUCAGAAAAACUUUCAUGACAAAAUGCCGUUGGACCCAAGACUGUAAGCUGUGUUAAUAGACUGAAGCUCCAUGUUUUCUCCCUAUAGUACAAACGUAAUGUGAAGAGGUUAACAUUCUCUUUUUGUUUACCAUUAGACCUGUAGCAACCAGUAACGACUCUGUUUUUGAUGGUGUUGCACCAGAUAACUAUUUUAUUAUUACAUUGCCUUAAACGAUCCUUAACAUGUGUAAGCCAAAAAAAUAAAAAGGAUCCCGUUUUCUAGAAGAAAUGCAUUUAUGAAUUUGUUAUUUUAGCUGUGAAAGUUUGUAUUAGUUUAAUAUAUUUAACGAUGUCAUUGGUUGAUUGAUUGAGUGUUUAAAACAAUUUUGUGUUAGAAAAAUGUUUGUAAUAUAUAUCGUUAGCACCUAUAUAAUUUGACAAUACUACUGUUUUUAACUUCUUUUUUUUACCAAUUUUUCAAUUAUUGUUUUUCCGACAUCAAUGCUAGUAAAAAAAGUGAUUGGUAGAAUUUAGAUCUGUCACGAAAAGAUUUAAUUCUCCUUUUUUAAAUGGACGAGUGCACAUACAUAUCUUUGUUGCACACCUUGCAAAAGUUGUUUGGAAAACUUUAAAACAAAUCGAGAUCUACGGGGGAGUGGAUUGCUUUUGUUUUUGUGUAAGUAUCCUUCUUAUGCAUUAUGUUCUUGCUCAUCCCAUGUUUGGAUACGUCAAAAAAUGUGCACUGCUAAAUUAUUUUUCUGAUAUAAUCAGCAUCAUGUUUGUUUAUUAUGAUUACCUCACGAGAAGAAAUUUUUGCAGAAAGAUUGUGGACUUAAAGUUUUCGAACAAGACCUCGAAAAUUGUGCAAAAUGCGGAAUAAAAAAAUUACAAAUUCAACAUUAUUGUUGAAAUUGCGGAAUUUAAGAAUUGGUAACCUCAUCUAUAAAUUUAAAGUUAAGGUACAUAAAUAGAAAUCAUUUCUGCUGUUUGGAAAUGUCUUUUGAGGCAUAGAAGUAUAUACUUAAAAUUUUUACUGUAUUUUCAACAGUUUAGACUUAUUAUGACGUACAAAUUUACAUUUGCUUUUUUACGAGUUUUUAUCUGGCUUAGCGCAAAAAAUUUAAACUAGAUCACGUUCUUAUAUGUGCCAAGACUAUAGAAGCAAAUAGUUUAGACAAUAUGCUAAAUUUAAAAUUUGAAAUUUCUCAAGAUUAUAUCUUCUUUCAAAUUUUAUUUUACCGAAAGCAAAUUUAAAACUGCGCGAAAAUGAACAUGCGCAAUUUAUUGACAUGCGCUAAUUUCCGCACAAGUAUGGUAUAUGUAUCUAUGAAGUUUGGACCAGUAUAAAGUAUAAUCAUUUAUCUGCAAAAGACUUCUUAAACAAAAUUAUUUUUGUCGAGGUGUUUAUUUGUUAACUUAAUUGUCCUUUUACACUUCGGCAGUUGUAUGUGUUUGUUACAACCUCGUCCCCAGGGUCUUGUGGCCCCUGAGCCGUUAUUACGGAGCGGCAACUUCAUCAACAAGGCAAAAUGCCUGGGAACGAGGUUGUGUUUGUUAGAGACCUAAAUUUUUACAACGUUUGUAAAUAUUCACCUAGACUUGUCAAUUUUGACUAUAAUUUAUUUUUCAGUUUUAUUUUCUUUCACUGUUCUGUUUUCUUUUAUUUAUCAAUUUAGUAUUAGUGAAUUGAUUUUUGCAAGAAACUUUACAAUAAACUUUCGCGAAAAAUGUUUGUGUUUUUAAGUGUAGGUGACAUGAAAACUGCCGUGCUGAUAUUUGCAAUUUGUUAUAUUGGCGCUCGCAAAAUUAAAAGGAAAAAGUGAGUGUAAAUGGUAUUUUAAGAAAGCAAAAGUUUCCUAAUAGUUUUACGUUUGAACUAAUUAUCGUGAUAAAUCUUAAAAAUUAAUCCCUGCAAAAAUUAUAUCCUUGCAUGUAUUAUCACAUUGUAGGAAACCGAUAUGUCAUAAUGGUUAAGCUUUUAUUUUAACGUAAGUUAUUUCAAUUUUUAUUAAGACGACAUUAAAUACAAUGGAAUAAAUAUUGUGUUUUCAAUAUUUUUCUAUUCUCUCCCUGCAAUUGCAAACAUGCUGCUCUUCUCCAGGCUUUAUGUUCACGAGAAAACUUUAAUUUUAACCUUAUAAAAAGUCUGAAGGAAAUGGAUUUAUUUACUUCAAUGUUCGCAACUUUCAUGGUG